AUGUCUUUUCGACGCCCCCAGCCAGACCUGCGCAAAAGACAGUCCAAAAAGGACGAGGCAAUCAGGCGCAAAAUUGAGCAUGAACUCUCGAAGAAAAGAGGCCUGGGGCUGCGGAUCAGCCGGCUGAAAAAGGGUGCUCCGGGUACCGUCUGGUCCUUGAAUCCGUCUGAUCCGAUCGUGUGCAAGGCGUCGGCCUCGGUAUACGAAGCUGCACAGCUCAUGCUGGCCAAAAGAGAAAACUGCAUUCUUGUUGUGGAUGAUGCUGGCGGACUCAUUGGUAUCUUUACCGCCAAAGACUUGGCCUUUAGAGUGGUGGGGUCAGGAUUGAACGCCAACAGCACCCCAAUUGAGAAGAUUAUGACGCUCAAUCCGAUUUGCACGCAAGCGCUGUCUCCAGCUCUGGAAGCCCUCACACUUAUGGUCGAGAAAGGGUUCAGACACUUGCCCGUGCUAGACGACGAGAACCAUAUUGUUGGUGUGUUAGACAUCACCAAGUCUUAUGCUCAGCAGAUGGAGAAGCUCGAGCGCUUACACGCCUCUUCCAAGAAACUCUACGAUGCCUUGGACCUGGUACACACUGAAAUGGGUAUGGCCGACCAACCAAGACAGGUGUUUGAGUAUUUCCAAGACUUGAAGCUGAAGAUGGACGGUCCCACCUUGGCGCUGGUGUUAGACCCCACAACACAAACCGUCUACACCACAGUGAGGCUGACGGUGUAUGAAGCGACCAUCUUGAUGCGUGAAAAUAGAACGACAGCCGUUUUGGUCAAGGAUACGAACGACAGUGUCAGCGGUAUCAUCACGUCGAAAGAUGUCGUUUUGAGGGUAAUUGCUGCCGGCCAUGAUCCAAAGAAGUGCUCUGUGGUGCGUGUAAUGACCUCUCAGCCUGACUUUGCCAACUCUAGCCUAUCCAUCCAGCAGGCCUUGAGGCAAAUGUUCGAGGGUCACUAUCUCAAUUUGCCCGUCGUAGACGACGAAGACGAAAUUGUGGGUAUCGUGGACGUGUUGCGCCUUACGUACGCCACGCUCAACCAAAUCAAACGGAUCGAGAACCAGGAAAAUCAAGGCAAGGAGGAGCCGGGUGAAGGCCCAGCGUGGAAUAAGUUCUGGACAUCGCUUGAUAACGAUUCUGAGUCUGUGCACCUGGACUCUGCCGCUAGUGCCCCUGAUGUGACGCCCUCUGAGUUCCAAUCUUUCAACAUCGAUGUGAAUCCGUCGGACUCAAUCUCGGCAGUCGAGGAAGGCUCUAGGCAAAUGAGUAAGACCGCAUCGAGCACUAAGAGAGACGGUCUCUUCGUCUUCAAGUUCCGUUCUCCAGCGCUUGCCAGCAGAGUCCAUAGAGUCACCAUACGCCCAGAACAAAGUCUCCAGGAGUUGAAGGAUGUGGUGGACUCGAAGCUCCACAGCAAGGACCUCGAGGCUUUGAAGCUAGGCGAAGGUGAGGCCUACGCCAUUAGCUACGUCGAUGACGAAGGCGAUAUCGUUUCUAUUACUUCCGACCACGAUUUAAGGGACUGUGUCGAGGUACACGAGAAGUUGAAUAUCUUCAAGGCAGACAUCUACCUCCACCAUCCUCACGACGAGGCUCCAGUUGGCAAGAUCAAACCACUUAGGGGAGUGCUGACCGAAGACUUGAUUCCAGGCAUUUCAAACCAGACCCUUAUCCCUGGUGUGCUUGCAGCAGCCACAGCGAUUGCAGCCAUUUUCUAUGUAACGAGGAAAUAA
This is a messenger RNA of Candidozyma duobushaemuli, 1725 nucleotides long. RefSeq lists its product as uncharacterized. The record is from RefSeq and is a predicted model, not a curated record. Gene Ontology annotation, molecular function: protein binding. The transcript has a single exon. NCBI's taxonomy places the organism in Eukaryota, Fungi, Ascomycota, Pichiomycetes, Serinales, Metschnikowiaceae. The coding region runs from base 1 to 1725 and encodes 574 amino acids.